CACAUCCUGGUGAAUCAAUGGAGGCAAGAAUGGAAAAUUUUAAAAGACAUCCGAUUAUAAUCAUAAUUGGUAUUUUUGUCAUAGCUUUUGUUUGUUUUUGCCUUUGUUUUCUCCAUUAUAGCUGUAAGAACAAUGAAUUUACCACAACCGAAAUGGACAAGAAAGAAGGUACAGCAACCAAGUCAUCCCUGUCAUCCAAAAUACCUUUCAGUGAAUUUGGACAACCCAGUUCAUUCAGUCCAGAAAAUCAAUGCAUGCUACCUGCUAUUCACAAGUUAUCUGGUCCUUUAAGUCCAGAAAAGUCAUCCAUACCAUCUAGUGCAGAAAGGUCAACCAGGCACUCGAGUCCAAGGAAGUCAUCUGUGGCAUCUAGUGCUGAGCUUUUAGCCAAGUCAUCAAGUCCAAAAAAGGCACAGGGGCCAUCAACACCUUCAAAAUCUCUCAGGUCAUCUCAACUGGAAAAACCAUAUAGGAUGCAUAAUCUAGAAAAGGCAUGUAAGUUAGCACAUACCCACAAGCAAGGCAAGCAAGCCAGAACAUCCUACCCUGCCAAACAGGUCAGGCAGUUCUCACCAGCUUAUCUGCAAUAUCCAGCCAGGUCAGCCAAAGCACCUUGUCCAUAUCACCCACAAAAUCAAAUCUUGCCACUCAAGUCACCUGUGCAGAAAUUGCCCAGAUCAUCCAGACAUGCUAAAGCAAAAAGGUCACUGAGUGCACGCAAGGCAGCCAGGUUAUCUCGAUCUCAAUUAGCCAAGACUUGUCAAUGUUACAAUGAAAGAUGCCUUGUUUGCAAAACCUCUGAGCCUUCAAUCAAUGAUAUUUAUGAAGCAAAGGAAAAACACACUGCUUCAAGUAAAGCAAAGCCUUUUUCCAGAUCAUUUCAAAAAGCUUAUUCCUGGUACAACGUACAUGAUGACAGUGACAGUGAUGUGAUGACAAAUGACAGUAAUGACAGUGACAGGGAGGUAACCAUUAUUUGUGAUGUCAGGUACAAUGAGGCCAUCUUUGAUGAUACCCAAAAUAAUUGAGAGCUCAAGAAAAAAAUCCAUCUAUAGAGAAAAAAAUAUAUCAACUAUUUUAUUUACAUAAUUGUUUAAAAUGCUGAUA
Ochotona princeps (American pika) is the source of this 1107-nucleotide messenger RNA. It is a transcript of the gene CXHXorf66, whose product is annotated as chromosome X CXorf66 homolog. The transcript has 2 exons. NCBI's taxonomy places the organism in Eukaryota, Metazoa, Chordata, Mammalia, Lagomorpha, Ochotonidae. The record is from RefSeq and is a predicted model, not a curated record. Bases 18 to 1028 code for a protein of 336 amino acids.